This is a messenger RNA of Petromyzon marinus (sea lamprey), 1381 nucleotides long. RefSeq names its product glycosyltransferase 8 domain-containing protein 2-like. Gene Ontology annotation, molecular function: glycosyltransferase activity. Gene Ontology annotation, cellular component: Golgi apparatus. Lineage: Eukaryota; Metazoa; Chordata; Hyperoartia; Petromyzontiformes; Petromyzontidae. The record is from RefSeq and is a predicted model, not a curated record.
GUCUGGGAGUGUGGAAUGAGCUCUCAAUGCGAAGGAGCGGCAGGGGGAGUGGGGAUCAGGGCUCCGGGGUUGGGUUGAGCUGGGCUGGAAUUGAAAAACCAGGCGAUGCAAAAAAAUGCCCUCUCGGAGGACUGUGAAUGUGGGAUUGCUGCUGGCCCUGUCGACAGUGCUGCUCAUUAUUCUUCACCACAAUCUGCUCCAGAGCGCUGGCCAGGCUGACCCAGCCAGGACCUCAGGCGAGUGGGCGCAGUACGAGGGGCAGCCCGUGAACCUUGACCCAGACGUGAUCCCAGUGGUGGUGUGCGCGGUGGAGGAGCGGCUGGGAGGCACCAUCGCCACCAUCAACAGCGUGCGCAUCCACACGAAUGCCCGGCUCGUCUUCUACAUCGUCACGCUGAGGCACACCAUCCCGCACAUCACAACUUGGAUAAAGGAGUCGGUGCUGGAGAAUAUUAAUUAUUUUAUUAUUGAGUUCAACCCUGACAUCGUGCGUGGAAAAAUCCCUGUCAUAGCUGAGAGGCCAGAGUUACUCAGCCCGCUGAAUUUUGCCAGGUUCUAUCUCGGCCAUCUCAUCCCUCAACACAAGCGCGCUGUUUACCUUGAUGAUGACAUCAUCGUGCUGGGGGACAUUAGGGAGCUCUUUGAGAGCCCCCUGCAGGAUGGGCACGCCGCCGCGUUCUCCGAUGACUGCGAUGCCAUCUCCACCCACCUGCUCGCCAACCUGCGGGGCAUCGUCGUUCAGAACAUGUACAUGGCGUACCUGAACUACAACAAGGAGAGCGUGAGCAAGCUGGGCAUCCGUGGCAGCAGCUGCACGUUCAACCCGGGCGUCGUCGUGGCCAACCUCACCGAGUGGCGGCGCCAGAGGAUCUCCGAGCAGCUGGAGCAGUGGCUGCUCAGGGAGCAGGAGUGCGUGCCGCUAGCUCGGCCCGCGUGUGCGCGUUGCCAGCCAGGGCGGUCGCCCUCCCCCCCCCCCGGUUUCGCCUCCACUUGGGCCCCCACGUGGCCGUGUCGGAAGAUGGGGGAGCGCAUGGGGGGGGGGGGGGUCUCUGCUCGGCUACAGAUUCGUCGUUCAGAGCAGGGUUCUUCAUCUGGUGUCCCACGCAUAGGGCUCUCGGGAAUGGCACCGCCGAGAGAUAGCGAGAUGAUACGGAUCCGAGACGAGAGGCGGGCACGAGGUGAAGACGAGCGAGCUGCAGAUGAGAGAUGCAGAUUAGUGAGAUGCGAGAGAUGAACAAUAGAAAUCAGAGACCGAGAGACGAGAGGUGGUCGGUCAGUAUAUGUCUGCGUGUUGAACUUCUUUCGCACCGUACGUAGCCAACUGCGCUCAUCACAGGUGCAGGGAAGGACAACAUAUUUACCCAAGAAUGUCAGUGUGUAA